Messenger RNA from Pollicipes pollicipes, 920 nucleotides. RefSeq lists its product as uncharacterized. NCBI's taxonomy places the organism in Eukaryota, Metazoa, Arthropoda, Thecostraca, Pollicipedomorpha, Pollicipedidae. The record is from RefSeq and is a predicted model, not a curated record. The transcript has 2 exons. The coding region runs from base 255 to 920 and encodes 221 amino acids.
CCACCUCUUUGAGCGCGCUGCGGGCAGGUAUUGCCGAGGCCACGGCGCCGUCCUGCCAGGAGACCAUCGCACAGGCCGUCACGUCUAGCGGGCUCUACCCCUGGGCGGAGUCGGUGGUGGAAGCCUGCGAACGUGCCGAGGAACCCUCGGUGACGCUUGAAGUCACACUGGAACCAGCCUCCUCCUCACCGCCUCCCCUCGACCCGCCGUCUGUCAAGGAACUAGGAGUUGCAGUUCCCCCUGCGGGUUUGACAAUGGAGGAGAUCAUUCAGAUCCUGCUUGACGAGACGAAACAUUACAAAGCUCUCGCCUCGGUGCCCCUCGGUAGGAAAGAGGAUGUCGGUUAUUUGGUUUCAGAUGAGCGUAACAUGGAGCGUCGAGUCCGCGGUCAGCGCUCGCGUUUCCAGGAUGAUGUUGGCAAGUGGCGAUACUCCCUCUCCCCGAAGUUGACGUACGUCAUGGACCAGUCGGGGGUGCGGCGUGUCAUGAAGAGCGACCCCGGCGUGUACUGCGUGCGAAGUCAGGUGGACGGAAUCCAGGUGUGGCUGCCGAUGACGCCCCAGCCUUCCGACGAGUCCACCGUCGUGGAACUGCAGCGCAAUUACAGCACGCUGGCACGCGACUCGUCUUACAAGCGGAAAGUGACGUGGAUAAAUGCGUGCUACCCGGGGCCGGCCCUGACCCCCGCAGUCGCCUGGUAUGAGUAUAUGGGCCGCUGGCCGGACGCCAGCGGGCGGGGCAAUGCCCCGACAACGGAGCAGCCCAGAGCUGGUGGGCGGCGCGUCCCGACCGAGACCGCCCCCGCGGGGGACGACCCGGACGAGGCACCGCUCGAGGCGAUGGAGGUCAGCUCCGAGUCGGCAUUGUCCGACGCGGCGGAGGUAGGCAUUCCGAUACCCCACCGGCCUGCGAAUGGAUGA